GCAGAUAGCAGCUCGCGCUCAGGCUAACUCGCUCUCGGUUUGGAUUUUGGGAUGGAAACUCGUGCGGCUGCGCGGAGCGCUCGCGUCUCCAACACUCUUACCUUCAAGAGUGGUUUGUCUCUUUGGUUGGUGAUAUGGUUGUUGGCAUGUCGCUGUGCACCGGGUCAGGCAUGUCCCAGGUUGUGUGUAUGCUACCAUAUGCCCAUGACUGUGAGCUGUCAGUCUCAGAACUUCACUGCUGUCCCAGCCGGCGUGCCCUACGACUCCCAGCGCGUUUUCUUGCAGAACAACCGUAUCACUGAGCUCAGAGCCGACUCCUUUGGCUUCGAAACACAGGUCCUAUGGCUGUAUUCCAACAACAUCACAUGGAUUGAAGCAGGUGCAUUCAGUAAUCUGCGUGUACUAGAGGAACUAGAUUUGAGUGACAACCCAUCACUGCGCAGGCUGGACGGGGGUGCGUUUAGGGGGCUGGAGCGCUUGCAGAGUCUACACAUGCACCGCUGCCACUUAAACGAGCUGCCCGCUGACCUCUUCCACAAGCUCUACAGCUUGCAGUUUCUCUACCUGCAGGAGAACCAGCUGAGCCACCUUCCAGAUGGCCUCUUUUCCGACCUGGUCAACCUCACCCACCUGUUCCUGCAUGGCAAUCGUAUCCGUGUCCUGUCUGAAAAUGCCUUCCGCGGCCUGGUGAAUCUUGACCGGCUGUUGCUGCAUGAAAACCGCAUCCGACAAGUCCAUCGGCGAGCCUUCCGUGACCUGGGCAGAUUGACCAUCCUCUAUCUUUUCAACAACUCUCUGCAGGAGCUUCCAGGCCAGGCAUUGAAGGAUACGUCAUCUGUGCAGUUUCUCAGGCUCAAUGGCAACCCCUGGACCUGCGGCUGUGAAGCCAGGUCGCUAUGGGAGUGGUUCCGAAAAGCUCGUAUCUCCAGCUCAGACCUAACCUGCUCUUCACCAGCCCCUCGUAAAGGCCAGGACCUGAGGUUCCUGCGAGAGCUGGACUUUGCCCUAUGCCCGUUGCCUGAUCCAGGAUCCCUGGCUGGCACUACAACCACCACCUUCAGCACCAAGACCCGUUGGUGGUUCUCCAAGAACAAACCGGCCUCAUCAUCCAAGAGCCACUUUCACAAGAGCAGCGAAACCCUGAAGGCCUCUCCAUUCACCUCUGUCAAACAUCCCUCAUCUUCAUCAUCCAAGUACGAUCUCACUGCGGAGGAGGCUGCUUUACCCAAGCUAGAGCCUGAAGAGUACUGGGCAAACUAUGGCAAUGAGGAUGCAGCCUCAGUCCGCUGUUUCGAGCUUGAAUGUCCACCAGGUUACGACUCUCCCAUUCUCCCAUCUUCCUCUUCGUCUUCACUUCUGUCCUUCCUCUCGCUCACAGCACUUACUCUCUCUUUUCACCUUCUCUUCGGCUGAGUUUUCCUUCUCCUCUUUUUCUUCUGUUAUGCUUCACUACCUUUCUCCUGCAAUCGGGCUUAUGCUAAGAAUUGCAUAGAAGCAGCCAUGCAGGAAAGGGUGACAAGACUGGCACACAACAACAAAUUAAACACAACACACACUGUGCAAUUCAUACAGUACAACAGAGAUAGGGCUACUGCAUGCAUGCACUCCCAGCAGGCUUUGCAACACCACCUCAAGUCACGUCCUUCUCUAAAAUCAGAGAACACAGGACAAAGUAGAGGGCAAAGAGAAAAAAGGGAGUGAUGUGGAAAAUGAAACUAGAGGUCAAUGUCAAAGAUGGCGGGGAAUGUCUCUGCAUGUAGAGGAAACUCUCAUGCUGACAAAGGAGACUACGUCAGUUAUCAAUGAUCAUCAUGUAAAUAGGAACAUACACAAACUAGACAAACUUUUCCAACAAGACACUGUCAGUAGAUUAGAGAGUGGAAGGCUUUGUCUUUUUGGUGAUUGUUGGGUACUAAACCAGAUACACUAUCACAUACAGUUGCUCCAAAAUGCAUUUAGGCAAUUGUGCUACAAUGUCCAAAUUUCAAGAAGAGCAUUUCACAAAAAAGUUUUAAAAUUAUAAAACAAUAGAGAUAUUGUAUUAGGACACAUUCUGAUUGUCAAAGUGAAAUGUGCAUAGUUGAAGUGAUUCACUAAAAACAGAUUGCUUUGAUAUUUUAUUUCCUAAUGCAAUACAAUUUUUAGGAGUGGUUUAAAUGUACAAAUAUUUUUGGGGCCACUGUAAACGAUACGAUGAACAGAUAGCUAAUGGAAGAACUGACUAACAAAGACCGUCGCUAAUGUUUUUCAUUUGUUAAAACCGUGUUAAGUACUUUGGUUUGUGCUAGUUAAUCUGAGUUGGUACUUUUGAGUAUCAGGUGAAGUUAGGGCAGGAAGUCAAUGUUUAAUUCAACCUGAAGAACUGCUUAAGGUGAGAGAUCUGUGUUUUCUCUGUGUGCAAGAUAUCACAUAGUCUUUCUCUCUUAGCACGUUGACAGAAAGAAAUGUUAAACACAAAUGUUGUCUUUGUCUAAAAAAAACUAAAUAAAA
Messenger RNA from Sinocyclocheilus rhinocerous, 2490 nucleotides. RefSeq names its product reticulon 4 receptor-like 2b (gene rtn4rl2b). Gene Ontology annotation, molecular function: ganglioside GT1b binding; ganglioside GM1 binding; protein binding. Gene Ontology annotation, cellular component: plasma membrane; external side of plasma membrane. Lineage: Eukaryota; Metazoa; Chordata; Actinopteri; Cypriniformes; Cyprinidae. The transcript is spliced from 3 exons. The coding region runs from base 52 to 1413 and encodes 453 amino acids. The record is from RefSeq and is a predicted model, not a curated record. Gene Ontology annotation, biological process: positive regulation of Rho protein signal transduction.